Messenger RNA from Micropterus dolomieu (smallmouth bass), 2191 nucleotides. RefSeq names its product basigin (gene bsg). The transcript has 8 exons. NCBI's taxonomy places the organism in Eukaryota, Metazoa, Chordata, Actinopteri, Centrarchiformes, Centrarchidae. The record is from RefSeq and is a predicted model, not a curated record. Bases 161 to 982 code for a protein of 273 amino acids.
AGUUGCAACUAGAGGACGACCAGCUUGAUCGGCGCCACAGUGAAACAUUCAGCGCUUACAUUUCGCUGGAAGUUCACACGGAAAGGAGGAAGGAGACUCAGCCCGCUGUAGUGUAAAAUUGCGUUUAUUCGACGAUUUAGUAAAUACUAAAUUACCAAUCAUGAAGUUACUGUGGGCUGUCAGUGCCCUUCUGUUGAGCUGUUGGCGAGCCAGUGCCUCCACAGCCCCAAACAUCAUUACUGAACCCUCCGAGGUCAGCAACCAGACCUCUGCAGUCCUCAGCUGUAACUUGACAGAGUCCAACCUUCCCAUCAAGGGCUCCCACUGGACGCACAAUGGCAAACUCAUUGAAAAUUCCAAGUCUACUCUGGCCAGUCCAUUCACAGUCCUUCGUUUGGACAAGAUCACAUACACUUCUGGUGGAAAGUAUGAAUGUGUGUUCCUGACUGAGCCAGAGGUGAAGCAGACAAUUGAAGUCAAAACAAUUGCCCAUGUUUCUGCCUACAAACACUCUGAGCAUGGCAAUGAGAAGGACAAAGGUGUGAUGGUCUGUGUGAGCCACGGGUAUCCACUGCCCACUGACUGGGGAUGGGUCAAAGUUAAAGAUGGCAUCCAAGUGCCUAUCAUGAACGGCUCUAGCGACAAAUAUGAGAUCCAGAGCACCCUCAACAAGACCACUCUAACCAUUAAUGACCUGAGCAUUGAAAACGACAUCGGGGACUACAUAUGCUUUGCAACAAAUGAACUUGGCAUGUCCAACGACAAGAUCCACCUGCGUGUCCGCAGUCGCUUGGCUGCUCUGUGGCCCUUCCUUGGCAUUGUGGCUGAGGUCAUCAUCCUGGUGACCAUCAUCUUCAUCUAUGAAAAGAGGAGAAAGCCUGAUGAGGUCAACGACGAUGACGACUCAGGAUCUGCUCCUUUGAAGAGCAAUUCUAAUGCAAAUCACAAAGACAAGAAUGUGAGGCAAAGGAAUUCCAACUAGAAGCUGAAAGAGAUGGACAACCCACACGGAAGUCCAGGAUUCAGCUGUUGUGUUGCACAUUCUUAGUGUGCACCCUGCAAUUUUAAGUACCUUUUUUGUGCUUGGGUGUUGAUGUUUAAAGAAGUUGACCGAUUUUCCUCUUUUGUUCUUCUAUAUUCUUCUCCACAUUGUGCAGCCAGAGAACAUAGUGUGAAAUAAUUUCUGUUUGAGGCCAUGGGGCACAUAUUGCAUGAGUUUUAAAAUGCUAUCUAGCAAAAGUGUGUGUUUUGUUGUAAAAAUCACUAGAAUGUUCACAUGAGGAAUGCUUAGUUUGCGCUUAUUUUCAGUUGAUGCUGAUGCUUCCCGCACUGACCUCACAGUUGUUGUUCUUUUGCUUUUGAUAUUCUGCAGAGUGGACUGGUUACUUGUAAAACCAGCACAAGUUCUGUUCAGAGGAACAAUUUUAAACCUGAUGCAUCGCUGCAAUUCUUAUAGCAACAACUGGAGUGCGUUUGAAUUCACGUUUGAUCUGUCCCUACAACACGACAAACCUCCCUUUGCAGAGUGUUAUACUUUGCCUUAACAAGCACGAUGUCUCUUUUUGUGUUCUAGCAUUUUGUUACCUGCCACAAGAUGUGAAUGAAAUGCAGGAGCAACUUAAGAUUCUACGUAUGCUAGGUUUUGUUGCCGUAAGAAAUUACAGUUCUUUUUAGAAAGGAAAGCUUUUGUCCCUUUAAUUCAUGCUUUGAUUUCCUUUUUCCUAUUAACAUAUUUUAAAUGGAAAGUUUUAGUCACACAAUGUUUUUGUUGCCAGUGUCAAAGCCACAUAAAAAGAUAAUAUGGACCAAGUGCAAGAGAUGUUGCUUCUGUUGAAUGCAACUUUAAUACUAAGCAAUGAUGUUUCAAUCUAAUACAGCAGAUAAACGUUAUAAAAAGAUGUAUUUCUUUCUCACUCAAUGUGAUCUGAGAUGAUUUAAAAAAACAAAACAAAAAAAAACAUUUGUGUGCGAUUGUUGAACCGUCGUCUCUGUCCCCCUUCACUGUGUAGAUGAUUCAAAGCCAUAUGUUCCAUAUAACCUGAUUAGUGUUGUGAUUGGAUGUUACCAUUUCAGAAUUACACAAAUAAAAAAGACCUAGCCAGAGUUGUGUAAAUUGUUGUAUUUUUUCCGAGUAGAUGGAAAGUUAUCGGUUGUACAACUUGCACAAACUGAAUAAAGGUAUUGGAUUUUA